Gambusia affinis (western mosquitofish) is the source of this 2248-nucleotide messenger RNA. RefSeq names its product RAB24, member RAS oncogene family (gene rab24). The record is from RefSeq and is a predicted model, not a curated record. The coding region runs from base 447 to 1058 and encodes 203 amino acids. Lineage: Eukaryota; Metazoa; Chordata; Actinopteri; Cyprinodontiformes; Poeciliidae. Gene Ontology annotation, molecular function: GTP binding; GTPase activity. The transcript is spliced from 9 exons.
UCUGGAAACCAGCAGCGCUCGCUCGUUAGUUCCGACCUAACCAACCAAACAAAGCUCAGCGGGAGCGCUGUCCCCAGCCCAGGCACAAACAUCUCGUCCUCUGAAUGAGAAUCCGCUCGGCCCGCUGAACCGCCUCCAACCAUUUCUAUAUCGUGCGCUUUCUGGUGACCGGAUUGUGAUUUCAGCUGCUGCGCAAAGAGCGGAGCUAACUUUGCCUCCGCCGCCAUCCAGUCGGAGCUCCUCCACCCGCUGCGGGACGGAGAUGACGAGCCUGCUACUGGGCAGCGUGUCAGCCGCGAAACGGGCCUGGUAGGCGGGUGUGGGAAGAGGUUUGGCUCCCUGCUGGAGGCGGGACGUGAUCGGAUGUUCAGAGAAAUUGGUGGAGUGACGCUAGCAACCAGCUCCCUCAGCCACCCGGUGACCCCCUGACUGAUCGCCCCGCCGCCAUGAGCGCCAUGCGCGUGGACGCCAAGGUGGUGAUGCUGGGAAAGGAGAGCGUGGGGAAGACGAGCCUGGUGGAGCGAUACGUCCACCACCGCUUCCUGGUGGGGCCGUACCAGAACACCAUCGGCGCUGCGUUUGUGGCCAAACCCAUCCAGGUAGCAGACAGAGUCAUCACUCUGGGGAUUUGGGACACGGCCGGAUCGGAGCGCUACGAGGCCAUGAGUCGGAUCUACUACCGAGGAGCCAGGGCCGCCGUGGUCUGCUACGACCUGACGGACAGCAGCAGCUUCCAGAGAGCCAGGUUCUGGGUGAAGGAGCUGCAGAACUGUGAGGAGCACUGUAAAAUCUACGUGUGCGGCACAAAGAGCGACCUGAUCGAAGGGGAGCGCGCUCUGCGUCAGGUCGACUUCCACGACGCGCAGGACUUCGCAGAAGAUGUCGGCGCUCAGUAUUUUGAAACUUCCAGUAAAACAGGAAAAAACGUCGAUGAGUUGUUCCAGAAAGUUGCCGAGGAUUUCAGCAGCUCUGCCUUCCAGCUCCUGUCUGAGGAAACCGGCGUCGACUUGGGUCAGAAGAAAGACUCGUAUUUUUACUCCUGUUGCCAUGGAAACUAAUGUGGGAAACGGAAAGAGCAGAUGGAGGAUUCCUCUGCACCGUCAGUCUGGGUCUGCUGGCAGCCAAUCACAGAGCAGAACCCAGACUCCAUCUUUGUUUUUCUUUGUGAUCGCAGCAGAAGAGACGGAAACGCUCAUCGCACAUCUAGAGUCACCAACAAACACUGAGGAGAAGAAGAAGGUUUGUUUACGUUCAACAGCCUCACUUCGUCCUUGUUUACAACUUUUUCUGCCACGACAGCCAUGGAUGUACGAAGAAAAGCAACACUCAGCCUUCGUUGGUCUCAGAUUGCUACAAAAUCCACCUUUUCUGACAGAAAAACUGCAACUUCACUCAAAGGAAACCAGUUAUUAGAUUGUUCUCUCUGAAUGGCCGCCAUGUUUUUAAGCUGUGCUCUGAAAAACAAUCUGACAAUUAAAACAUGAAGGUUUACGAUUCCUCAAGUUAUUGUACAGCAAAACACUAAUGCACCUUUUGACUUUCCAUCACAUCAGAGACUUUUCAAGCUGCUUAUGGAAUAUCAAUAUAAUACAGAUAUUAUGGAAUAUCUGAUGCAUUAACUUUGCACUGUGAGCUGCAAUUGUGUCAGAAUAAGAUGGUGUUGGUUUCCAGUUGGUGUUGGUUGCCAGUUGAUGUUGGUUGCCAGCUGGUGUUGGUUGCUGGUUGAUGUUUGUUGCUGGUUGAUGUUGGUUGCCAGUUGGUGUUGGUUGCCAGUUGGUGUUGGUUGCUGGUUGUGUUGGUUGCCGGUUGCCCUCGUACUCAUCUCUGCGUUGCUGGUCCUGCAUGAGCUGCCUGACAGGAAACCUCCAUGAUCUGAUCAGAUUGUCCAGAAGUUGCCGGUUGGUCUGUGGGGUUGCAGUCGGUCAAAGUUUCCUUUCUCAGUUUGACCCAAACUGGAAAUGUUUUCUGCUGAAUGUUGUGACGUAAAAACUCUUGUUUGCAGCUCAGUUUGACUUUUGACUUGUUAAGUUAUUGUUGCCUUUAAGUCGAGCUGCAGGGUGAAUAUCGGUUCAUGUUUUAUGUUCCAUGACAUUUUGAUGCACAGUAUUUUUUAUCAAAGGCUGGUAAAAUUGUUCAGAUUAUUUAAAAAACUAAAACUUCCUGAAUGAACGUUUUGAAAUGAUGGCGGAGCUCCGGUCACGUUUCUCUGUAUAAGUUUUAAUAAAUAAACACUAAAGAAAUCAUGAAA